AUGGGGGACUGGAACUUCCUUGGGGGCAUUUUGGAGGAGGUGCACAUCCACUCCACUAUGGUGGGAAAGAUCUGGCUCACCAUCCUGUUCAUCUUUCGCAUGCUGGUCCUCGGGGUGGCAGCGGAGGACGUGUGGAACGACGAGCAGGCCGACUUCAUAUGCAACACUGAGCAGCCCGGGUGCAGAAACGUGUGCUAUGACCUCGCUUUCCCAAUCUCUCUCAUCCGCUACUGGGUGCUGCAGGUCAUCUUUGUGUCUUCCCCCUCCCUGGUUUACAUGGGUCACGCGCUCUACAGGCUCCGGGCGCUGGAGAAGGCCCGGCAGAAGAAGAAGGCGCUGCUGCGGAGGGAGCUGGAGCUGGUCGAUGUGGAGUUGGCAGAGGCCAGGAAGAGGAUCGAGCGGGAGAUGAAACAGCUCGAUCAGGGGAAGCUCAACAAAGCUCCUCUCAGUGGCUCCCUGCUGCGCACGUACGUGGCUCACGUUGUUACUCGCUCUGUGGUUGAAGUGGCCUUCAUGACGGGCCAGUAUCUCCUGUACGGCUUUCACCUCUACCCGCUCUUUAAAUGUGAGCGGGAUCCUUGUCCCAAUGCUGUGGACUGUUACGUUUCCAGACCAACAGAGAAAAGUGUCUUCAUGGUGUUCAUGCAGUGCAUCGCUGCCAUCUCCCUCUUCCUCAACAUCCUGGAGAUCGUGCACCUGGGCUACAAGAACAUUAAAAAGGCCAUCCUGGACUUCUACCCUCACUUGAGAGAAGACAGGGAUGAGCUCGAUGACUACUAUGUCAACAGGUAUAAAAAGGAAUCUGUUGUGCAGAUGGGCACUUGUGCAGGCCGCAAGGCAACGAUCGCCUCCGCACCCAGUGACUACAACCUCCUGAUGGAGAGGAUGCAGGGCACCGUCAUGUACCCAAACCUUAUCAAACCUUCAACUUUUCUACCUCUUCAGGGCGAGCAGGCCGCUCAGCAGGACUCAGAUGAUUGCAGAGGUUCAGCUCAAAGCCCCCCAGGGCCUAUCUGUACCUCGACUACCAAUGAGUCGUGCUCUCCGUGCUGCGACUCUGUGAUUAAUCCAACACAGGGGGGUAAGGACUUUUCACAUCUGCCCCCACACAGUGAGGAGGAGAGCAGUGAGGGAGGAGGCCCAGACUCUCCGAAGUGCCCACAGAUGGCAGCUCACGCCUCCUUCUUCCCGACGCUGCCAGUGAGCGCGUCGAGGAAACCGUCGAAGGCUCAGGGCUCGUUGAAAUGCUUCACGGUGCUGGAGAGUAAAAGCUCUGACACAGAUUCAUACGGCGGCACAAAGGCCAGCAGCAGACCUCCCUCCACUCUGUCAAAAACAGAGGACAAACAUCAGAGCCGAGCCUCCACCCCAGAGUCACUGAAUGACUCCAGCUCAGGAUCGAGCCACGACCAGAGACCUCCGUCCUCCAACUGUAAAACAUCACUGGCAAGUAACACGAGCAGCAAGCGAGCUCCAGAUCUGCACAUCUGA
Paralichthys olivaceus (Japanese flounder) is the source of this 1491-nucleotide messenger RNA. It is a transcript of the gene gja9a, whose product is annotated as gap junction protein alpha 9a. Gene Ontology annotation, biological process: cell-cell signaling. Gene Ontology annotation, molecular function: gap junction channel activity. The record is from RefSeq and is a predicted model, not a curated record. NCBI's taxonomy places the organism in Eukaryota, Metazoa, Chordata, Actinopteri, Pleuronectiformes, Paralichthyidae. Gene Ontology annotation, cellular component: connexin complex.